Cheilinus undulatus (humphead wrasse) is the source of this 1273-nucleotide messenger RNA. RefSeq names its product myosin, light chain 9b, regulatory (gene myl9b). Gene Ontology annotation, biological process: myofibril assembly; platelet aggregation. The transcript has 4 exons. Bases 174 to 695 code for a protein of 173 amino acids. Lineage: Eukaryota; Metazoa; Chordata; Actinopteri; Labriformes; Labridae. Gene Ontology annotation, molecular function: calcium ion binding. The record is from RefSeq and is a predicted model, not a curated record. Gene Ontology annotation, cellular component: myofibril; stress fiber; cytoplasm.
UGGUCAGGGCGGAAAGGGGAGGGACCCACCGGAGAGUCUGAUUCUUUAAACAAACUUUCCAGUAGGACUGACUGUUUCCCUUUUGUACUGCUGUGUCGGAGCCAGACAACAGGAGUUUGAGGGACUUCCAAAUAGUUUCUACCUGAAAUCAAGGCUCAGAUCAAGUCGCCACGAUGUCAAGCAAGCGUGCCAAGGGAAAGACCACCAAGAAGCGCCCCCAGAGGGCCACUUCCAACGUCUUCGCCAUGUUUGACCAGUCUCAGAUCCAGGAGUUUAAAGAGGCGUUCAACAUGAUCGACCAGAACAGAGAUGGUUUCAUUGACAAGGAGGAUCUGCAUGACAUGCUGGCCUCUCUGGGUAAGAACCCCUCUGAUGAAUACCUGGAGGGUAUGAUGAGUGAAGCACCAGGGCCCAUAAACUUCACCAUGUUCCUUACCAUGUUUGGAGAGAGGCUUAAUGGAACCGACCCCGAGGAUGUCAUCCGCAACGCCUUUGCCUGUUUUGAUGAGGAAGGAUCUGGUGUGAUCCAUGAGGACCACCUAAGAGAGCUGCUGACCACCAUGGGUGAUCGUUUCACAGACGAGGAGGUGGACGAGCUGUUCAGAGAGGCGCCCAUUGACAAAAAGGGCAACUUCAACUACGCAGAGUUCACCCGCAUCCUCAAACAUGGCGCCAAAGACAAGGAUGAUGAGUAGAGCCGAGAACUGACUUCCUCGCACCGGCAGACUGACUGCACCUUAAAUGAGUCCCUAGUUCCUACCUUUAUGGGCCUUAAAGGCCAAAGAGAAAAUGUUUAUAUGACGUCUUUUUUUUAAGAAUCAGUGGAUAUUUUGUUACAUUAAUGAUGAUCUUGGUAUGUUCAAAAAAAGUAGGAGCUUGGACCUCAUUUGGGGUCUGCGCAUGUUCUGACUCUGGUAGUUUGAUGCAGGGAACAAGGUUGGACUUUCAGACACAUCAAGAACAUCAUGGAUUUUUUAAAUGGACAAUUUCAGUGCUUCAAACAGUGCCAGCAUUCUUUAGCCUCUGCAAAUUAGCAUCACCCCUGCACAAGCACUGCAUCCCUGUAUAUGAGAAAUGUAUAAAAAUUCAUCAUUCAAGUUGUUUUUAAGAGUGAUACAUACUUCCACUUGUGUUUUUUAAAGCUUGUAUUCCCCCCUUCAGCUAGUUGUGUAUCUGUUGAAGGAUCAGGUUUGUCUGCAUUACUGAAGGAAUUCACUUUAGAAGUUGCUCAGGCAAAUAAAGGAAGUUUUUUCAUGCCAGUGACCGCAACAAA